Messenger RNA from Manis javanica (Malayan pangolin), 7618 nucleotides. RefSeq names its product rotatin (gene RTTN). Gene Ontology annotation, cellular component: ciliary basal body; centriole; centrosome. The record is from RefSeq and is a predicted model, not a curated record. Gene Ontology annotation, biological process: centriole replication; ciliary basal body organization; centriole-centriole cohesion. NCBI's taxonomy places the organism in Eukaryota, Metazoa, Chordata, Mammalia, Pholidota, Manidae.
GUAAUUACAGAGAGACUGCAGGCUUCUGUGGGACAGUGGACAGCGCACGGAAGACUUCGCGGUGGCUAGCUCCGGCAUUGCGGAACCCGCCGUCCGACUGGCGAGGUUUCUAGGGGGACACUAAUUAUGGCUGGACGCCGUGGCGCGGCAGUUUAAUUCUCCGGUGGCGGCUGAUUGAGCCGGACGCGAUGGUUCUGACCGGGCUCAUCAGGAAACUCGGUCAUCAGCUGGCCGAGAUCAGGGAACGCGCUCUCAAAAAUAUCCUCUGCAAGGUUGAGCACAACUUAAUCUGCUGUGCUGAUCUGAUUCAGGAGAGGCUGCUUUUUCUCCAUUUGCUGGAAUGGUUCAAUUUCCCGUCCGUUCCAAUGAAAGAGGAGGUUCUGAGCCUGUUAAACAGAUUGGUUAAGUAUCCCCCAGCAGUCCAGCAUUUGCUUGAUCUGGGUGCAGUCGAAUUUUUAUCUAAACUUCGUUCUAAUGUGGAGCCCAAUCUACAGGCUGAAAUUGAUGGCAUUCUGGAUGGACUUUUUAUUCUUCCUUCGGAAGAUCCUGUACUACCUUCUGCAUCUUUCCAAACCAAUCCAACUGAAUUGCCACAACAGCCUGAAAACUUAACAGGGUAUUUUCCUCAAGGCAAAAGUAAUUUUCAGCAGAUGGAAGCGCCUCCCCAGCCAAUGGUAAAUCAGACUGUGAAGUGUUUGCGGUUUUCUACAUUUCCUUGGCUCCCCUUGACCACGACAGACAGACAUGUUCUCUCCUCCAAUGAAAGCUCUUUGAGAAGUAGUAACCACACUUUAAUCUGGAAUACCUGUGAGCUGUUGAAGGAUGUUAUCAUGCAAGAUUUUCCUGCUGAGAUUUUCCUUCAAAGGCCAAAAAUUGUUCAGAGCCUUCUAUCUCUGUUGAAGCUGCCCUUUGGAGGCGAUGGGAAGCAUCGCCUGGUGUUACAGUCGGUGUCCUGCUUGCAGCAGCUGUGCACGUAUUUAAGAAACAGACUUAAUUUUCACCGAGAUCCAGGUUUUUUCUCUAGCAAACAAGAUACAGUUUCCCAAAAUUCUUCUUUAUCUUACUGUCAUGAAAUGAGAGUUAUUCAUCAUUCCCAGAAUCCUUCUCCAGGAAGCAGUAGUCCCCGGCCUUCUGUGGUUGGACGCACAGGCCAGCGACCCAGAGGAGACGGCCAGGACUGGGAUGCAGUGUCUUCCAGUGGAAGUAGUGGCCAUGUCCACAUAAACUCCGGGGGACCGGGCCCUUCCCCUCUGGAUAUGGCCUAUGUAGACCUGCCGGAGCUGGAAGCUGAAGACCCGCUGGAACUGCAAUUCCAGCAGCUCAGCCUCCCCCACUUCUGUGUCUCCAUUCUGGAAUCAGCAGUUCCUCUCUUAAGAACAGGUAGUAGACAGAUGAUCAUAAGAGUUCUGGAAUUGCUUGCAGAGGAUAUGAUACUUACCAGUGAGGCAAUUUCAGCAGAUAUCUGGGAUGACAGCAGCCUUUUUGCUAUAGAUAUGAGAGAGAAAGUGCUGUCUGUGCUGGGCAUCCUUGGGGACACCCUGUGCUACCACAAGAGCAGUGUGAGUCUGGAGCAACCGGACGCAGUGCUCGUGCACCACAGAAUGGCCUUCGUCAGCAUUUCCCUGUUCACAGUUCGACUGCUGCAGACGCUUCUCCCUGUUGAAAAGGCAAGCCACUUUUUACCAGAAGCUAUGUCAGCAGCAUUGUUUCUAAUUGCCUUGGACAUGCCUGUUUCUUUGGAAUACCCAAAUAUUCAUGAAGCUGUUGUGGCCUAUUUGGAACAGCUAAAUUCUGAAAACUACAGUAUUUAUAAACGAACCGCAGAGGCUGUCUGUUCAAUUGAAUGUACCUGUAACUUCCUGUCUGAUGUUGGGAAGGAGGGAGAGAAGAAUCUUUUAGAAUUAGUGGAGCUGGCAGACCAAGCCUUGAGAAGCUUUUCCUAUCAUCAGCAUUUCCCCCUAAUAAAGGAAAUCAUCUGCAUUUGUUCAAAGAUCUGGAAAUCUGCACAAGCCAGUCCAUUACUUCAAGGAGAAAGUCAGAAGGUGUUUCUUCAAAUGUUGUCUCACCCAUUGCUACAAGUCAAAGUUGAAACUUAUCACUGCUCUCUGGAAAUUAUUAAGGACUGUUUAGGUGUCCAUAAUGUCACUAAACCAGUGUCUUCCCUUUGUAAUGGAAUUCAUUUUCUACUUCACCCAAAAGUCCUGUAUGAAAUCUGUGCAUUUGGCAUUCAAGAUCCCAAAAAUGAGGUGAAUGCUGCCGCCAGGGCCAUUCUGACGCACCUGCUGCAGGGACGAUUGGUGAUGACAGCGGUGACCUGGAACAAGUUUAUUGAGGCUCUCUGUCCUGUCAUUCCAGUCCUACAGGGCUAUGCUGACCCAGAAGACCCUCUGGGUAACUGCAUUCUCCACCUAAGCACAGUAGGUCCUGAGGCAGGCGAAGGGGUUCUCCCCAGCACCGCCCGGUUAAAGUCCGUACUGCGGCUCCUGCUCGUGAAAAAGCCGUCGGCCCGUUCACGAGCAUUAAAGCUGUUAGCAUGUUAUCUCACACAGGAAGAAGGGGCUGAUAAAAAGCGCCCUUUAAUAGAUGCCAGAGUUCUUUCCAGAGUUCCUAAUUUAUUUAUUGUGAAAAAGCCUAUUGAACUCAAAUUGGAUGACAGAAAAGAACUGAUUAUUAAGUUGGAGACUGUUGAGAAGGUAUACGGUAUCUUUACUUCAGAUGGUAUCGACCUUGUUGUGAGGAAGUCCGCUGCAGAGCAGUUGGCGGUGAUCGCGCAAGAUAUUAAAACACAUGCUGUGGUGAAAAAGUUAUGCCUAGUUGACAAGAUAAUUGAGUAUUUAAAUGAAUGUGUGGGUCUGGAUGGCAAGGUUAUAGAAUGUUUGAUCCAGCCGUGCCUCACGCUCCUGAGGAAAGUUCUUUGUGCUGAUCCCGUCGCGCGUGCGUCCCUCUCACAGCGGUCUUCUCUCUUGACCCUGUUAUUCAGAGUUUCCUUGAUAUUUCAUGAAGAUAGUACAGUUGUGACUGAAGUUGGAGCAUUAUUUUGUCUUCUAUUAUUUGAUGAAGUAUCAAGGAUGGAUAUGUGGUCUGCUAAUCCUCCCAAUAAAUCUUCUUCCCCAUCGAUCUUCACUUUGCCUGUUUCAGUUUUAAGAAGAUAUCACCUGCCAGUACAAGUAACUGGCCACCAUGCUGUGAGUCCUUACUCCAUAGUUUUGCCGUUAGCUGCUGAUUGUUUGGCCUUGAAGCCUGUCUCAGAUAUGCUGAGAAUCGCUUGGAACCUGUCAUGGUAUCAUGGGACCGAUAAUCUGAUGAAGCAAAUUAACUCCGAAGCUAAAAUCCAAGAAUUUGCAGAUACAUUGAAGUUAUCCACAGAGGACAUCCUUAGUCUGAAGAUAACACACACAGCUAGUGGGCUGAAGGACUGUCUGCAUUCCAUUGUGGAGGCGGUAGGCCACAGGGAAGUGAGGGCUGCCAUCACCAGGAUGAAUUUUUAUCUUCUGAAUGACAGGUUAUCUUUAAAGGGCAGCCCUGGCCCGUGUGGGCUUGCCUUGAAGUCUCUGUCCUGGCACACCACCCUAAACAGGUUUUUACAAGUCCUUCCUGCUUGCACUGAAGAUGAAAAAUUGCUAAUAGAUAUCAUACAUUUUUUAAAUAAGUUAUUGAAGGAACAAAGAAAAAAUUCAUCAGUAGAACUUCUAAACUGGCUUCUAGAAUUACUCCUUAGACAUAGUCCAGAUCCACUCUUAGACCUGCUGGUUCUGGCAGAGUCGCAGGCACGAGAGGAACCAGACGGCGUCCGGGCUGCUGUCAGGCAACAGCUCCAGAAAGAGCUGGUGGCGCUUUUCAAUACCUUGCUGCUCAGUGUCACGGCAGCUCCUGACAGGAAAUGCUUGGAACUUCUUCAUGUUUUCCAAACACAGUUGGCUCUGAAACUGCUCCAGUGUCUGAGGGUCACAGAUGCUCCUCAUUUCUAUGGCCUGCCUUCCCUCGAGAGGACCUUGCGAGGGAUGGCUCACCUCACAGCACUUCCAGGCUGGAGCUCACAUUCUCCUCUCACAAAACCACUUGAAGUUUGUAUGAAGUACUUGUCCGGUCUCCUUGAAGUCAUUGUUUCUUUUUAUGUGGAGCGUGGAGGAAAUGCUAUGUCCUUCAUGGGAAAAGGCGUCACAAAGAGCACAAUUCUUUGCUUGCUUCACUUAUCUCAUGAGAUGACGGCCCAGGCCCCGAGCUCGGAGUGGGUUUCACUUUGGUUCUUGCCUUUGGGUAGCCACAGUGAAGAACAUGCUCCCACUCAACAAGGACUGACUUGGUUGAUUCCGUUAUGGGUCGAUCGAGACCCAGAGGUGAGGUUCACGUCUUUGGGAUUGGGAUCAGCACUGACCACCACUGACAUGGGCUGCGUGGCCUUGGCAAACAGCUGUCAGAACAUCUCUGGUGGGCUCUGGGGGACUGUGCUCAGCCUCCUCCUGGACGGCUCAGAGUGCUGUAUGGUGCGCCGCGAGGCUGCAUUUAUUCUUCAGAAUCUCCUUGUAAUUCCAAUGCCUUCAGUAAUUGUUAAGGAUUAUACAUGGCAGGGCCCCUGUGUCCACGAUGAGGACUCCGGCUUAUCGCUUGUGGGAAAACCUGCCCUUCAGGCUCUUUUGUAUCACUGCCAUUUUUAUGAGCAAUUGAAUCAGAUGGUAAAAUCUUGUUACUUGGGACGGUAUAUGUUUGAUUUGAAUUGUCAAUCUGCUCUUGAUGGAACUUCAGAGGGUAGUGAUUUAAAUGGUUUAGAUGAUUCAUUCAAGUUUUGGAGGGCUCCAUCUAGGAUGUCCAGUCAAGAUCCAAGUUCUCUCUCUACCUUGGAGACAAUGGUGGCCCCUUCGUCGGGGAGUGCUGAGUUCCCAGUGCUCGGCCCCUCGGCUGCUCCACCCCCUGAUGCUGCACAUGGCCAGUUUAUGGCUCAAGGUCAGCAUGAAGCUGCGUCACCACGGCUCCCUCACGACUCGCCCCUUUCUGCCCCUCCGCCCAGGCAGUGCGCUCGUGUCACUCCGUCCCUCCUUUCGGCAGCGUGCAGCCUCUUGGACAGCCUCUUGGCAGCUGCCCCAAGGGACACGGCGAAUGCUUUUCGGCAGGCCCGUCUCGUGGAGCUUCUCUGUGGCGUUGCAGAUGCUGCCCUCAUAGAGGCCUGCGUCCAGGAGCUCAAGGCCCCACUGCCUUCAUCGCCUCCGGUGGAACACGCUCAGGCUCACGUGUCCUUUCUCCUAGAGUACCUGUCCUCUCUGUCCAGGCUUCUGCACUCAUGUUUACUGGUAGAUCCUGAGCUUGUAAUUCAGGACAAGCCUCUGAAACCUCUUAUCACAAAUGUCAUUGGAGUUCUCACCGUAUGCACCAAAGAUAUAUCAGAUGUAGAGUUAGUAUCGGCUUUUUAUCACACGUGGACACAUUUGUUUGACCUUCUGUCCACACUCCUGAGGAAAGCUGGAGCCACCUGCCUCCCAUCUAUCACGGUGGAACUGGCCAAGCACUGGGCAGCAGUCAUUGAUAUGUUCUGCAAAUGUGUGGGUUUGUCUACCACAUGCCCUACCCUGUAUACUGCCAGCCUGCAGUUCCUUUCUAUUCUCUUGACUGAAGAAGCAAAAAGGUGUCUCCAGGAUAAGGAUAAAACGAACUUAAGCUACAGUCCAACAAUGGCUUCACUUCUCGAUAGGACUCAGGAAAACCAGAAAUCUCUAGAACGACUCAAUGAAGUAAUUCUUCAGUGCUAUGAAGGAAAAUCCUCCAAGGAUGUCCUGAAAAGAGUCGCUACGAACGCAUUGAUGUCACUUCUGGCUGUCAGCAGAAGAGCACAGAAGCACGCUUUGAAAGCUGCUCUGAUAGACAACUGCAUGGAGCAGAUGAAGAGCGUCAAUGCGCACCUGAACCUGGAGUCUCUGCGGCCUGGGAAAGCAGCCCUGAGGAAAAAGGAGGACGGUGUUAUUAAAGAGUUAAGCAUUGCCAUGCAGCUCCUAAGAAACUGUCUUUAUCAAAAUGAAGAAUGCAAAGAAGCAGCUCUUGAAGCUCAUCUUGUCCCAGUCUUGCACUCUCUCUGGCCUUGGAUUUUGAUGGAUGAUUCAUUGAUGCAGAUUGCCCUGCAGCUGCUUUGUGUCUAUACUGCAAAUUUUCCAAGUGGUUGCAGUUCUCUUUGUUGGUCAUCUUCUGGACAACAUCCUGUUCAAGCUGCGUGUAGAGGGGCCCCUGGCAGCUCCCUCAUGCUGUGUGUCCUGAAGCUGGCCUCCCAGGUGCCCCCUGAGAACACUGGGGUUCAGCAGAUGGCUUUUAUGUUUCUCUCAAACCUGGCCUUAUCUCAUGACUGUAAAGGAGUAAUUCAAAAAAGUAACUUCUUACAGAACUUUCUAUCUCUAACAUUGCCAAAAGGAGGAAAUAAACACCUCAGUAAUCUGACCAUUCUUUGGUUGAAGUUACUCCUGAAUAUAUCAUUUGGAGAAGAUGGGCAGCAGAUGAUUCUGAGGCUCGAUGGCUGUCUGGACUUACUCACAGAGAUGAGCAAAUACAAGCACAAGAGAAGCCCUUAUCUGCCUCUUCUUAUUUUUCAUAAUAUUUGCUUCAGUACUGCCAAUAAACCCAAGAUCCUGGCUAACGAAAAAGUUAUUAGUGUGCUAGCUGCCUGUCUGGAAAGUGAGAAUCCACAUGCUCAGAGGAUUGGAGCAGCUGCGCUUUGGGCUCUGAUUCACAAUUACCAGAAGGCCAAAACAACUUUGAAAAAUCCGUCAAUAAAAAGAAGAGUGGAUGAAGCAUAUUCCUUAGCAAAGAAAACUUUCUCAAGCUCAGAAGAAACCCCUCUAAAUGUCUAUUAUUUGAAAUGUCUUGAGAACCUCGUGCAGCUGCUGAACUCUGCUUGAGCGCCAUGAGAUGGCCCGCCUUGCACCGGCGGCCACUGGACAGGUGAGCCAGACUUGAAGUAAGCGUUGUGCGUGUGGCAGGUGUUACCAGGAGACGUGCUAAAUCUCUGCAAGGCGUUGAUGCCCUUCCUCCCUGUAAGACAGAGAGCUGGUGACAUUCCAGCUGUGUCCCUUCAUUCCAGCUUUCUGUAAGUGAGAGCAGCUGACGAGAAGAUGAUGAAUAAAAGGCAUAGGAAGUCCUGGGAACAUACAUAUUUUUACCUUUUUCCAUGCAAUUUGUUUGUAAAAAUCCUAUUUAACAGUUAUUUAAUAAAGUAAAUAUUUUUAGAAACUGAAAAUUGACUAAUACUUGCCUGCAGACUUUAAUCAGUCUCAUGAAUACAUGUUUUAGUUUUGAAAUAAGAUACUGUGAUCUGAUUUUUUUUUGUUUUAAUCUUCUAAAUGAAAUUUGACUCUUGUCAAUAUAAUUCUUAUUUUUCAAACCUUUAUAUUGUUCAGAGCAUACACAUUGGUGAAGGGGUAUUUGUAUGUCAAUGUGCAUAAUUUUUGGAAUAGCUUUUUAUGCAGUUUUUGGUGUUAUUAACUCCUUCCCAUAUGAUUUAUUUAUAAAUCUGUCAUUUUUAUUAUUUCUACCUUCCAACUUCUGGAGUGCUGUAAAAUAAAGAAGAAAGAAAUAGAGUUUAUGGUCAUGUAGGCCUGGGUUCAAAUUUUAGCUCAGCCAAAAUAUCAUGAAAACAAGACUG